AGCAGAAGAAGAAGAAGAAGAAGACGCUUAUCGUUUGUAUAAGUGAGCUUAGCAGUUCAUUCACUGGUUUUCUUACUUUUCUUCUUAUGUUUAACAGACGUCAUGGCGCUGAAGUCAGGAGAGGAGCGUCUGAAAGAGAUGGAGGCGGAGAUGGCUCUUUUUGAGCAGGAGGUUCUUGGAGGGCCAGUACCAGGAAGUCCACCUGUCAUGGAGCCGGUUCCUGUAGCUUUAGCUGUCCCAGUAGUACGACCGAUCAUCGGUACAAACACCUACAGACAGGUCCAGCAGACGCUGGAGGCGAGAGCAGCUACUUUUGUUGGUCCUCCACCAGUCUUUAUGGGACCAGUUCCACCAGCUCGUCCUCCUCCACCUCCCAUCAUGAGACCAGCGUUUGUCCCUCACAUUCUGCAGAGACCUGGUGGUCAGCGGCUGCAGAUGAUGCGUGGUCCUCCAAUAGCACCUCCUCUUCCCCGGCCUCCUCCUCCUCCUCCCAUGAUGGUCCCCCCUUCCCUGCAGAACCAGAUCCCUCAGGGUCCAUCACCGCCCAUCCAGCACAUGCCUGCUGCUCCUCAGGUUGGGGACAUGGUGUCCAUGGUGUCAGCCCCACCAUCCAGACAGGCCCCCCAGUCCUCGGUCAAACCAACGCCGUCGAUCAUCCAGGCGGCGCCAACGGUGUAUUCUGCUCCUCCUGCUGCUAAAAAGACCGACGUCCGGGCUCAGAGACAAGCCAGGAUGGAGGAGCUGGCGGCUCGGGUGGCGGAGCAGCAGGCAGCGGUGAUGGCUGCAGGUCUCCUGGACAAGAAGGAGAGUGAGGACAGCGGCGCCGUCAUCGGCCCCAGCAUGCGCGAGCCGGAGCCCCCCCACCACGUUGAGCCUGUUGAAAGCACCAUCGAGGACAAGAAGAAAAGCAAGAAUGAGAAGGUGAAGAAGUGUAUCCGCACGGCAGCAGGGACGUCCUGGGAGGACGCCAGCCUGUUGGAAUGGGAUGCAGACGAUUUCCGGAUUUUCUGUGGAGAUCUCGGUAAUGAGGUCAACGAUGACAUCUUAGCCCGAGCGUUCAGCAGAUACCCAUCUUUCCUCAAAGCCAAGGUGGUCCGAGAUAAACGGACAGGAAAAACCAAAGGCUACGGCUUCGUCAGCUUCAAAGAUCCAAACGACUACGUCCGAGCCAUGAGAGAGAUGAACGGGAAGUAUGUGGGCAGCCGGCCGAUCAAACUGAGGAAGAGUAUGUGGAAGGACCGGAACAUGGAGGUGGUCCGCAAGAAACAGAAAGAGAAGAAGAAACUCGGCCUCAGAUAGUUUGAAUCUGUUUUGUUUGUGUUUUUAUUUAGUUGUUUUCAAUUAUUGUUGGAAAUAAAACAGAAUCUGUCUCACUGUG
This is a messenger RNA of Melanotaenia boesemani (Boeseman's rainbowfish), 1378 nucleotides long. RefSeq names its product RNA binding motif protein 42 (gene rbm42). The transcript is spliced from 12 exons. The coding region runs from base 103 to 1299 and encodes 398 amino acids. The record is from RefSeq and is a predicted model, not a curated record. Gene Ontology annotation, molecular function: mRNA binding. NCBI's taxonomy places the organism in Eukaryota, Metazoa, Chordata, Actinopteri, Atheriniformes, Melanotaeniidae.